AGAGGCUGUGACUGGAUGCCAGGCCUGCAAGAUUUUCAGAGUGAGCUACAUUUGCCAACCUGACAGCAGGAACAUGGCCCAGCCUUUGGAUUUUCUAUUGGUUUCAAUCUGCCUGUUUCACAGCCUUUUCAGUUUUCAAGUAGAAGAUUAUUAUGCACCAACUAUAGAGUCUUUAAUUAGAAAUCCAGAGACAGAAGAUGGUGCAUGUGUCUUUCCGUUCUUGUAUAGAAGUGAAAUAUUCUAUGACUGUGUCAAUUUCAAUCUGAAACACAAGUGGUGUUCUUUGAACAAGACUUACCAAGGUUACUGGAAAUACUGUGCUCUUUCAGACUAUGCUCCAUGUGCCUUUCCCUUCUGGUACAGACAUAUGAUCUACUGGGAUUGCACAGAGGAUGGAGAGGUGUUUGGGAAAAAGUGGUGUUCACUCACCCCAAAUUACAACAAAGACCAAGUUUGGAAAUAUUGUAUAGAGUGAUGAGAUUUAUUGGAUAAUGGUGAUGAUAAUGAUGACAACAACGACAAUAAUGAAGAUAACUGGUUGUAGAGAGAAGGAAGAAAAAUGCAAAUUCUUUUUGGAAAGGACUUUCCCUCCUGAAGAGGUUGAAUCUUCAUUAAAAGUUUUUGUUAAAAUUUAAAGCUUUUUUCUGAGAUGCAAGUUGAAGAUGCUCUGACUAUAGAUAACUUAGGGUAUAGAUUAUGACUAUAGAUAACUUAGGGUAUAGAUUAUGGGUUGUGGGAUUUAAGAUGGAGCGUUAUUCUUCAACCACCACUUUCUAUUUGCUAGGCAUAUAAAUUGAAGCCAUUAAAAAUCAUACCAGUGUGA
This is a messenger RNA of Mus musculus (house mouse), 823 nucleotides long. It is a transcript of the gene Bsph1, whose product is annotated as binder of sperm protein homolog 1. Gene Ontology annotation, cellular component: extracellular region. The coding region runs from base 74 to 475 and encodes 133 amino acids. The record is from RefSeq and is marked validated. Gene Ontology annotation, biological process: sperm capacitation. The transcript is spliced from 5 exons. Gene Ontology annotation, molecular function: heparin binding. NCBI's taxonomy places the organism in Eukaryota, Metazoa, Chordata, Mammalia, Rodentia, Muridae.